Molecule: messenger RNA, 4287 nt
Organism: Plasmodium yoelii
Lineage: Eukaryota; Apicomplexa; Aconoidasida; Haemosporida; Plasmodiidae
Product: VAC14 domain-containing protein, putative
Exons: 1
Coding region: 1-4287 (1428 amino acids)
Biological process (GO): positive regulation of kinase activity; phosphatidylinositol biosynthetic process
Cellular component (GO): endosome membrane; PAS complex
Source: RefSeq, a predicted model, not a curated record
AUGUUUUUGAACAUAAUUAAAGGGUUGGAAAAAAAUGAUGAUAAAGAAAAUAUAAUAAAUAUAAGCACACAGAAACUUUUAGGAGAUAAAACAUAUGAAAAAAGAAAAAAAGGGGCACAAGAAAUAGCAGAAGAGAUAAAAUUAUUAUUAUUAAAAGAGGAAGCUGAAGAACAAGAACAAAUAAAUAUAAUACUAAACCAAAAUAAUAAUGAAGAAAAUAACAUAAAUGAAUGUAAAAAAAUAUCAGAAUCAGAAAUAAAUAUAAUAUCUAAAUUAAGUGAAAAAAAUGAUAUAGAUAUAAAUAAUGAAUACUAUUUUACUGGAUAUAAUGAAGAAAAUGAAGUAGGAAAAAAUAAAGAAAGUGAUGUGGGAAAAAAUAAAGAAAGUGAUGUGGGAAAAAAUAAAGAAAGUGAUGUGGGAAAAAAUAAAGAUCAAAUUAAAUCAGCAAACAAACAAAAUGUUAAAUGGAAUGACAAAAAUUCUAAUAAUUUAGGAAUUGUAAAAAAUGAUACAACUGGUAAAGAUUCGGAAAGUAAAGAAAAAGCUCAAAUUGAAAAUAAUCAUGAAACAUCAAUUUAUGUAGAAAAUGAAGAAGAACAUUUAAAAUUUAUACAUGAUAAAAAAGAAAGUACACAUAAAAAAUUAAAUAGAGAAAAUUAUAUUUUAGGAGCUGAAAUAAUUAAAAAAUUAUUAUUAGAUAAAUGCAAAGAAAAUUGUGAUAUAGAUAUAGAAAUUGCAAAACCUAAUGGAAUAAAUGAUUAUAUAAAAAAUAGUAUAAAAGGAAAUUAUUAUAAUAAUAAAGAAGAAAAUGAAAAUUAUAAUAAAAAUUAUAAUAAAAAUUGUAAUAAAAAUUGUAAUAAAAAUUGUAAUAAAAGUUAUAAUAUAAAUUAUAAUAAAAAUGAUGUUCAAAGUGAUAUACAAAAUGAUGUACAAAAUGAUAAUAAUGAAAAUAAAAAAAAUUAUAAAAAAUCUUUGAAUAACAUAUUAUAUGAACAUGAAAUAUAUUUUGAUCACCUGAACAAAAAAUAUCAAAAUAAAAAAAUUAUGGAAAUAUUAUAUUUUUUGGAUGAAAAAUUUAUUAAAAGUAUUAACAGUUCAGAAAGGUGUGGGGGUUUAAUUUCGCUAGCUUUUAUUUCGAUAAGUUUAGAAAAUAAAAUAAAAUAUUAUUUUUCUGAAAUAUUAAAAAUAAUAAUGUCGUGUGUAAAUGAUUCCGAUUCAAAGGUUCGUUAUUAUGUGUGUGAAAGUUUAUAUAAUCUUUGUAAAGUUUCAAAAAAUAUAGCUUUUAAUAAUAUUGAAGAAAUAUUUAAUUGCUUGUACAGAAUAUUUUCAGACACAUGCCCAAAUGUAAAAACUGGCGGUGCAUUUUUAGACAAUUUAUUAAAAGAUAUGACUUGUUCAUAUAAUAAUAUAUUUAAUAUAUAUAAAAUUAUUUACACAUUAAAAGAUAAUAUACAUAUAGAAAAUACAAAUGUUAGACAAUUAAUUAUAUCAUGGUUAUUUUUUUUACAAAAUAUACCAACUAUAGAUAUAUUUGAAUAUUUUCAUUUUUUUAUUCGAGAUUUAUUUUUAAUGUUAUCCGAUGAAAAUAAAGAUAUCCAAAAACAAGCAAAUCAAUGUUUAGAUUUUUAUAUGGAUAAAAUUGUAACAUCAAAUUAUGAACAAUGUAAAAUAUUUUUUAAACAUAUUAUUCCUAUAUUUUUAGAAUUUUCAAGACAUAAAAAUCCAAUUAUUAAACAUAAAUGUUUAUUAUGGAUAUAUCAUUUUAUAAAUAUAUUAAAUAUUCAUUUUUAUAAUAUAUUUAAAUCAUCAAAAAAAAAUAGCUUUUUUAUGAUCGAAAUAUUAAAAAAAAUAAUUUGGUCAACUUCGGAUGUUAGCUUUGAUAUACAUUAUACAGCUCGAAAAUGUAAUGAACUGUUAAUACAAUUUUUAAAAUUAUCAAAUUUAGAAUAUUCAUUAUUAAUAACAGAAUUAGUAUGUAACAUUAUUAAAUCAAAAAUUGAAAGCACACCUUCACAAUUUCCAAAUCAUAAACCAUUAUUAUUACAAUAUAAUGAUAAAAUUGAUAGACAAAAAUCUAAUAAUUCUAACCAAUUAAAUACAGAAUAUAUUUCUGAUAAAAAAAAUAAAAAUGAAUAUAUAAAUAUAUUAGAAAAUAAAAAUGAACAAUUUUUUAAUAACAUUACUAUUACUGAAAAAACAAAUCUACAAAAUAGUAACAAAUUUGCAUAUACAUUAUCAGAAAAUAAAUUUAUAAAUAAAUCAUUUAAUGCUGAUAAAGAAGUUACGAAAUAUGGUUUAAAUGAAAAUAGUGAUAUGCAUUUAGUAAAUAAUUGUAAAUUACAAAAUGAUGAAUUAUUAAAUUGUGUUAAAAAUGAAAAGGAAACUAAUUUGAAUCGUGGAAAUAAUCACAAUUUUGACCAAAGUAUAGACACCGAUAUGAAUGCAAAUUAUACAAUUAAUAAUCUAAAUUUUAGUGUAAAAAACGGAAAUAUAAUUCAAACUAACAAUUUUGAAAAAGAAAAUAGUGAAACAAAUAAACAAAUAAUUUCAAAAGGAAGAGAUAGAAGUCAAAGUAUGUGUUCUAGUGUCAUGAAUGAUAGCAUAGAUGGGUCCAAAUUUUAUUGCAUAAAUGUGGAAAAAGUGGAAAAAAUGGAAAAAUUGGAAAAAAUAGAAAAUAAUAAUCCAGAAUUAUCAAAAUAUGAAAUAAAAGAUUCAUAUAUAAAUAAAAAAAAUGAUGAUAGCAAUAAUAGUUUAGAAGAUGGUAAAAAUAAACAAAUAAAUACAAAUGGCGAAAAGGAUGAAAAGGAUGAAAAAGAUGAAAAAGAUGAAAAAGAUGAAAAAUAUAAUUUUGGAUUCAUGUAUAAUCAUGAAAGAUUAUUAAAUGAACUUAAAGAAAAAAAAAUCAUAUUGAAAGAUAGUAAAAAAAUGGAAUCAUAUUAUAUAAACAAAAUAAUUAAAAAAAAAAAAAAAAAAAAUAAUAAUAAUAAUAAUGAUCAAAAUAUGAGUGCUAGUGAUAGUAGCAAUAGUAAUGAUGAUAAUUUAUUUUAUGAUAAUUUAGAAAAAAGAAAUAUAUAUCCAAUUAUAAUGUGUUUACAAUGGCUAGCUGAGAUUAUAGUAUAUAAAAGUAAAGAAAUAAAAUCAUAUUAUAAUAAAAUAAUUGAUUGUGUUUUUUUAUGUUUAAAAAAUGAAGAUAAUAAAGUUUUAGUAUUAACACUUACCGUUAUUUCAGCUAUGUGUUCUACUGUUGAAAAUAAAUUUGAUUUUUAUGAAAAUAUAAGUAAAAAUCUGAUCAAUUUAUUUAAACAAGAUGAAAAUUUAUUAAUAAGAAAAGGAAAAGAAAUAAUACAGCAUGUAUCUCGUUGCUUAAAUAAUAAAAAGCUUUUUGGAUAUUUAUGUUAUUUUUUAAUAUAUGAAUCAGAUUAUAUAUUUGUUAAUAAAAUAGUUCAAGUAUUAAAUUGGAUAUUAUUAACAUCAAAUGAAACAAAAUAUUUAAGAAAUUCUUUGUUAUUUCAAAAAGAUAAUUAUUCAUUAUUUUCUAUUAUAUUAAUUGCUUGGCUCAAUAAUUCUUUAUGUGCAAUAUCUUUUUUAUUAUGGUUACAAAAAUAUGAGUUGGCGUAUUUUAUUUGUUCUUAUUUAACACUCUUAGAUAUUAAUUCUGAUUUUUUCCAUCAAUUAGAUAAUUUUAUUUUUUUAUUUGAAUCUCCAGUUUUUUCAAAACAAAGAUUGCAUCUAAUAUAUCCAAAAAAUUAUCCAUUUCUAAUCAAAUCAUUGAUGAUUCUAUCCUUAAUGUUGCCUCUUAACACAUCUAACAACAUCUUACAAAAAAGAUUGCAAAUUUCACAAUUAUCUAUGCUAACACACAACGAAAAAGUGCCAACUUUUUUUGAUUCGCAUAACCAUAAUUCACACUAUCGUAAUAGCGAAAAAAAUAGCGAAAAAAAUAGUGAACAAAAAAGUGAACAUAAUAAUGAACAGAAUGGCGAACAGAAUGGCGAACAGAAUGGCGAACAGAAUAGUUUCGAAUUGAGUGAAUUGUUUAAUUUGGAAAAUGAUGAAAUAAUAAAAGAAAAUAGCAUAAUUGAAAAAACAGAAGCAGAAAAAAUGAAUGAAGAACAAGAAUGGAAAAAUAAAUAUCAUCUUCUACUUAAUAAUAUAAAAACUUAUCUUUUAAAUCAAGAGCAUACAACAAAUAGUAAUAUAAUUGAUGGAAAUAAAGAGCGAAAUGAAUUUAUAAACAUUUUUAAAGCCAUAUUGAAAAAGCACAGUCUAAUAAAGUAUUAUAAAUAG